AUGGAGAGUACAGAGCCCAACGGCCGCGGCAGAGGAAGGGGAAGGGGACGAGGCAGAGGUCGUGGGAGAGGUGAUGCACAAGGACCACAUCCGCUGAACUCGUAUGGGAUGCCCCGGGGAGGGAGAGGGGGGUCGAGGGGGAGGGGGACGGCGGUGUUGGAUGAGGGACAGAGGGCUAAGCUUGCUGCUGCUGGGAAGGCGAGGGCGGAUGCUGAGCUCGCGAGGACUGGGAAAGAGAAUACGGGAGGAGAGGGGGGAGGAGAAGAGGUGGAAGCGGAGGUCUGCUUUAUUUGCGCCAGCGAGGUGGAACAUAAUUCUGUGGCGCCGUGUAAUCAUCGGACGUGCCAUAUUUGUGCGUUGAGGAUGAGGGCGCUGUAUAAGACUAAGGAUUGUGCGCAUUGUAGGACAGCAGCGCCCUAUGUGAUAUUUACAGACGAUGCGACGAAACGAUACGAAGAUUUCACCGAGCAGGAUAUUGCCAGUGUACACGAGAACAUUGGCAUUCGAUAUGAAAGCAGUGAUAUUAUGGAUGACACAGUUUUGUUACUCCGAUAUAAUUGUCCAGAUCCCAGUUGUGAUCGCUUCUGUCAGGGAUGGCCGGAUCUACAUCGUCAUGUCAAGCAGGAACACGGAAAGAAGAUUUGCGAUUUAUGUUCGAGACAUAAGAAAGUGUUUACGCACGAACAUGAGCUCUUUACGGAUUCGGAAUUGCAGAAGCAUAUGAAGAAGGGUGAUGAUAAUCCUGGUGCGAUUGACCAGAGUGGGUUCAAGGGACAUCCUCUGUGCCGGUUUUGUGGGGAGAGAUUUUAUGGGGAGGAUGAACUUUAUGUGCAUUGUAGGGAUAAACAUGAACGUUGUUUUCUCUGUGAUCGGAGGGAGGGGUCGCAACCUUCUUAUUAUCAGAAUUUCGAAGCGUUGUCGGCGCAUUUCCGGAAAGAACAUUUUCCGUGUUUGGAGAGGGAGUGUCAGGAGCAGAAGUUUGUGGUGUUUGAUACGGAGAUGGAUUUUAAAGCUCAUCAGUUGGAGGUUCAUGGGAAUUCUCUGUCGAAAGAUGUCAGGAGAGAUGCUAGGGUUGUGGAUAUGGCUGGGUUUGAAUAUCGAGCUCCAUAUGUACAUGAGAGACGAGGUGGUGGGAGUCAGAGGGAACAAAGAGCGGAAAGGGAUGGACGAGGACGUGGAAGAGGGAGAGAUCCAAAUGCUGAGCCCAUACCUGCGAGCUCGGCUCAGCCUCUGAGAAGAGAUGAGCAGGCAUUUCAGAGGCAAAUGGCGAUUCAAAGUGCUCAAUCAGUAACACCAAGAACAUUCGGCGGCUCAUUAACCGCAGGCCCAACACCCGCACAAUCAAGAGCUGGACCAGAGCCACCCAGCCAAACAGUCCGACCUUCACCGAAUGUAGAAGCUGCCUCACAAAGCCUCGCAAACAUCGACUUAUCAGCCCCCGCUACCUCCUCAGCAGAACAAGCGCGCGCUCUUCGACAUAGAGUGGUAAUCGAACGCGCAAGCACAAUGCUUCAAAAUGACCCUACCAAACUUUCCCAAUUCCGCAACUCCAUCUCCUACUUCAAAACAAGCGCCAUCACCGCAACCGCCCUCAUCGAAUCCUUCUUCGCCCUCUUCUCAGACACAACCUCGUCCGCCCUGGGCACCCUCAUCCGCGAAGUCGCAGAUCUCUAUGAAGAUAAGGCGAAAUCAGACGCCCUUCGCACAGCGUGGAAUGACUGGCGAGCUAUUAACGAAGAUUACCCUUCCUUGCCAGUAACCAGUAAUCCUAAUAGCUCUUCCAUCCCACUUGGUUGGGCCAAUAAAACAUCAAAUGCGGCUUCGAGUUCUGGACCUAGUUCCUCGAGUAAAUCCACCAGAGUCCUCAAGCUCAAAUCUUCAACCGCCCAAUCCUCCCGCUCCUCAGUCUCGCAAACUAGAUCGUGGGGCGGCACCUCUACUCCCUCCUCCUCCGUCGUACCAUCCGCACAACCAUACCCCUCGCUCCCUCCACCCGCCGGCUCAGCCAGUCGCACCGGCAAGGGAACAGUGAGUACCGUCCCCUGGGUUGCGAGUAGUUCCUCGGCGCCUAGCUCCGCGCCGACGAGUCGACCCGCUAGUCGAGCUGCGCCGAGAGGCAAUACCAAGGGAGCCGCUGGGGGCGACAUGUUUCCCGCGCUGCCGCCGGCAAAGAAACCUCAGAGUACGAUUUUUGGGUAUGGCAGUGGGAUGGUGCGGAGGGGUCAGGAGGCGAGUUCGUCGUUUAGUUGGGGGGCGCAGGGGAGUGGGAGUGCUGAGGGAGAAACGGGUGGGGAGGGAGGGGGAGAGGGUGAGGUGGGGGUGGAGGGGAAGAGGAAGGGGAAGGGGAAUGCGGGGAAGAAGGGGAGGGUUAUUAUGAAUUGGGGGUAG
Molecule: messenger RNA, 2388 nt
Organism: Glarea lozoyensis ATCC 20868
Lineage: Eukaryota; Fungi; Ascomycota; Leotiomycetes; Helotiales; Helotiaceae
Product: RING/U-box
Exons: 2
Coding region: 1-2388 (795 amino acids)
Biological process (GO): protein ubiquitination; rescue of stalled cytosolic ribosome
Molecular function (GO): ubiquitin protein ligase activity; ribosome binding
Source: RefSeq, a predicted model, not a curated record